AGAUUUUUCUAUAGGUUUGAUGUGUAUAAUCCACAUGGUGUAUCUUUACUUAAAAAUAGCCCGUGACGCCUCGUUAUAAAUAUUCGCGUUCCAAGAAAAUACCAUUGGAUCAGCAGGCGAAAAGGAAAUGAGGAAAUAUAGAUAAAUUACAGUAUUUCUUCACGGAAUCUUGUGGUCUCAAUCUUUGACAUUUUUGAAUCGUUGAGCAAAUAAUAUCCUUAAAGAGUCAAAAUGUCUCAUUCAGUGACAAUACGGACCCAAACUGUAACGACCAACUCAUCAGCUAUUAUCAUCAACACAGGUUAUCUAAAAUCAUGGAGUGGCCUUUUAAAAGUCCUUGAAUUGAUUCUAGGAAUAGUAUGCGUUGGGAUAAUGGGCUAUGUGUUUGACUAUUAUUUGUACUAUAACAACGCAUAUUACAGUGGGUCGACACAAGUGUCACUAUUUUAUUUCUUGAUGGUGACUACCUUCAUGAUAGGAACUUUCAUACUGCUUCUAAGUUUUACAGCUUCUGCUACAACGGAAUCCAUUUUAACGAAAACAAUUUUCGAACUGAUAUAUCAUGGACUGGCAUGUAUACUCCUCAUAAUCGCAGCAGCAAUUCUUUUCAUUAAACUGAACGACAGAUAUUUUGGAUCACCUAAAGAAAAGUACAAUUUACACCUGGCUGCUGCAAUCUGUGCUUUGGCCAAUGGCAUUUGCUACAUGCUGAGUACCAUCAUAGCCUUCCGUUCAUACAGAGGAUUGUAAAAAAUCUCAUUGUAAGGUUGAUUAUAAAAAAGAGAUAUUUACGCUAGAUUCUAACCAGUGAAUUAUUUAAAUAUUAUAUAAAAUAAGCCGAAUUUGACCUAUUUAUUAUGAGUCAACAAGAAACUCUGCAUUCUAUUUAAAAUCAUUGCUCUGCUCUGUUUCAAAUUAAUCAAUAUUUUAAUUUUAAUCGACAUUAAGAUUUAUAUCAAAGAAGAAUUGAAAGACUUUAUUUUUUACAA
This is a messenger RNA of Belonocnema kinseyi, 989 nucleotides long. RefSeq lists its product as uncharacterized. Gene Ontology annotation, cellular component: membrane. NCBI's taxonomy places the organism in Eukaryota, Metazoa, Arthropoda, Insecta, Hymenoptera, Cynipidae. The coding region runs from base 232 to 750 and encodes 172 amino acids. The record is from RefSeq and is a predicted model, not a curated record. The transcript has 5 exons.